Messenger RNA from Planococcus citri (citrus mealybug), 1604 nucleotides. RefSeq lists its product as uncharacterized. Bases 206 to 703 code for a protein of 165 amino acids. The record is from RefSeq and is a predicted model, not a curated record. Lineage: Eukaryota; Metazoa; Arthropoda; Insecta; Hemiptera; Pseudococcidae. The transcript is spliced from 4 exons.
UAGUUAUCUACACUUUUAGUUCGCAAUAGGAUAAAAUUUUACAGUAUUGCUCACUCAAUCGAACUUUAUUUCCUGUUAGAAAAUUGUUUGUAGGACUAUAGACCUCUAUAUUAGUUGAGAUAGACUUUAUGAGAAUCAAACGUAAAUUGUGCUAAAGAAAGUCAUUUUGUAAUCAAGUCUUUUCUGGUAAAGUUAUCUAUUAAAAAUGGCUUUGCCAAGAGUGCGAUCUUGUUGCUGCGGAUGUUCCUUGAGAACUGGAACUUUAAUCAUUUUGAUCUUAAGUUUGGUUGGUGGACUCUCGUACCCAUUCAAAUGUUUCUCAGUGACAGGCGGAGGCACAAUUUCCAACAUCAUCAUAACCAUAUUCUCCAUCGCUGGAUUCGCUGCUUCCGGUUCUGGCAUCUAUGCUGUUUGUAAGGAGAAACCUCAAUGGUUGGUACCUUACAUGAUCGCUCAGUUUUUGGUCUUCAUGUCUUUGAUAAUCGUGAUGUUAGCUGUGGCAAUCUGUGGAGUAGUAUUUUUGGGCGAUCUACUCAAAAUCACGGUUGAUGAUAGAUUUGCUCAUAAUGUAAAACAAUCUGGAUUCAGUGCAGUAAUUUCCUUCGAAGUUUCAAGUGCUAUGUCCCUCGGUAUCAUUUACUACUCUGCCAUUGUGGUGCAGAGUUUUUACAAAGAACUCCGCUCAGAAUAUCAUGAAAUUUGAGUUUCACACAUCAGAAUACUCACAUAAUCUAUUCAUUAUGAAGUUAUCAUUCUAUCUAAGUACCCAUAAGAUAUCCAGAAAAUUCAAUUAAUUUUAUUUUUAAUGUAUUAUUUACAUGAGUAUUUUUUGAACCAGCACACUCUGAUUUUAACAAAACUAAGCUAGAUCAAAAAAUCAGGUCGUAAAACCCAUUUUUUGAAUUUUUGGAAAAGUUUUGAUAAUUAAAAAAAACUGAAAAAAAAUACUUCGAAGGAAAAUGAGUGUUUUUUGAGGGGAGGGGGUGUGUAAGAUAUCGUAAAAAUGGACUUUAAAGCAUGGCAGUUGGAUUAAAGGAAUCAUUGAUUAGUUCACUUCGCUGACAAAAAAGUUCAAUUGCUAUGAAAAGUAAUCAAAUUUUGAUGAUGGAAUUUAUUUCAUAAAAAAGUUCAAAAAUCGUCGUUAAAAUAGCGUUUUUGAAUUUUUAAAAUUUUAAAAAAAAUCGGAGAAUGCCGGUUUGAAAAAUUUCCUUAUAAAAUAAGUAUACUUAGUACAUAUUUUCAAUUCAGACUAUUUUUUAUUUGCGUUAUUAAUCAAUGACUAAGUAAGUUAGGUACUUAUCUAUAAUAUUUUGUAUCAUUUAUUCUCAGAAAGGUAUAACUAGGUACAUUAAAAUAAUCAGAAUAAAACUACGAUCAUGGAGGAAGCUGGAAAUAUUUUACUUGAAACGCGGAUAUGAGUCAGAUAUAUCUCGUUUAAAAAUAAGUACAAUCAUCUCCGUGAUGUUAAUUAUUAUUAUUUCAUCGUCACUGAAUCAAUUUUCCCGUUCAACUUACAUUUUAAAAUACCAGAUAUGCAUUUGCUGUAUGAAAUGUUGAUAAUUAAAUGUUAUCAAAUUUAAAUAAUAAUUUUAUAAACAUUAGUA